This is a messenger RNA of Monoraphidium neglectum, 756 nucleotides long. RefSeq lists its product as hypothetical. The record is from RefSeq and is a predicted model, not a curated record. NCBI's taxonomy places the organism in Eukaryota, Viridiplantae, Chlorophyta, Chlorophyceae, Sphaeropleales, Selenastraceae. Bases 1 to 756 code for a protein of 251 amino acids. The transcript is spliced from 5 exons.
AUGGUGGGCGGCGGCGGGACGCGCGGGCGUCUCGCGCCGUUGGCCGCAGUGGGCGGCAACCUGGCGCGCAACGCUGGCCCCGUGCUGACCUGCGCGGCAGCAGCUGCCGCCAGCAUGUGGUUGGCAAAAAGCAACAGGGCGCGCAAGGUGGAGGCGGCGGCCCUGGAGCGACGCGAGGCACGGCUGGAGGCCUAUGACGCGGCCCUCCAGGCCACAGAGCAGGAUCUGGAGAAGGCUUGGCAAGUGUUGGAGGAGGAGGAUUGCAGGCGCCACGCCGUGAAGGCUGUCGUCGAGACGGCCUUCUCCAAGAUCCGCGCCCAAGAGGCGCGUGAGCUCAUCGCCGCCGCCCAGGCUCAGGCGGCGGCGGUGCACCAGGAGGCCGAGGCCGCGCGCUCCAGGGCGGUGCGGGUGGAGGCCUCUUCCAGGCGGCGCAGCGCCAAGCUGGGGGCGCGAGAGGCUGCGGUGCGGACGGGCGAGGCGCGGAUGAGCAGGCGCACGAAGGCGCUGGAGGAGGCUGAGGAGGCGCAGGAGCGAGCGGCAGUGGAGCUGGCGGUGGAGCGCGCACAGGUGGAGCACCGCGCCGCGCGCGCUGAGGCGGCGUGUGCGGAGGCGGCGGGCCGCCUGCGCGCGACCAUCGUGGAGGUGGCCGAGGCGCGGGACGAGCUGCAGGUGGGGCGCUGUGGGGGUUGGGGUUUUGGGCCGGGGGUUGGGCAAGGGAGUGUGCAGGCCAUUCCAGACAGCGUUCAGCUGAUUUGA